AUGAGCACGAAUGGGUCUUCAGAUGACUUCGAUUCAGACUCUGAAAUAGAAGAUACAUCUUCAGAAAGGUAUUCAACAAGCAGUGACAGUUCUUCAGAAUAUUCAGAUGUGUGUCUAGAGGAUUACACUUCGAGCCUCGAAUGCACUGAUGAUGGCUCAUGUAAUAGCGGCAGUGGAACAGAAAUUGAAGACGACAAGCAAGUGAUAUUUAACUUCUAUAAAACUCUUUCAGUGGAACUAUUACAAACGUUCUCUAUCGAAUCUUGGGAAGUAUAUUAUUCAGUACAAAAUAUUUUAAGAAAUUAUAGGUAUGUACGUGAUGGUACUUUGCCUACAGAAAUAGAUUAUACGAAGAAAAGUAAUUGUAUUGGAUACCUGCACCGCUAUGCCGCUUGCCACACAGCUUUAGUAUUUGAUGCUGUAACCGAUAUCUUUAAUUCUUCAUUUUCUGAUGUUUUAUCGCCCAAGUUAAAUAAAAAGAGUUUGAAUGUGAUGUUUCUAGGAGGCGGUCCCGGUAACGAUUUCGUGGGAUUUUUGACUGCAUUACACGAUCAUCAUCGCCACCUGUUUGAUUUGAACGUCAGCAUUGUGGACAAGGACUCCGGAUGGGAAGACAUAUUUAAUGAAACCAUGGAGAUUCUGAGGCAAGGUCAAGGAGGAAAAGCUGGUUCUUUCUUUGAUGAAGUAAACGUUAUAACAACUUUCAUUACAGCUGAUCUGAAAAAUGCUGAAGAAUGGGAUGAAAGUUUGCAAAUUAAGCUUCAAAAUGCUGAUAUCGUAUUCUUCGUUAAAGUUUUAUCCCACAUCCCGGAUGACGAUAAGCCACAAGUUUUACAGAAUGUCGUCAACUGUAUGAAAGUUGAAUCUCUUCUCAUUUAUAUCGACUAUCCCUAUCCACAUGGAGUGUUUGCGGAUCUGUGCAUUGAACUGAAAGCUGUAUAUCAAUCUUUCAAAACGAAAUAUUAUUUGGGCCAUAAAGAUUAUGCCUUCGGAUGUAACAAUAUUGAUAAUUGUAGUGCUAAAACAGUAGUAUUUCUUAGACAAGUAUUCUAGCAAUUUUUUUCGUCUGAAUUUAUAAUUUGCAUGAGAGGUCUUUUAAUGUAAAAGAUAUAUUGGCAAGUAUUUAUUUCAUUGGCCUGAGGUGAACGAUGUGAAGAUUCGUUUACUUUAUCAAAACAAUAUUUGAUAUGUAUAAAUUUAUGCUACUUAUGUAUGAAUUCGUCCUUACUUGCAUUUCUCCCAUGGAAAAAGAAAGGCAAGUAACGAACGGCAUUCUCUUGAAUAUACAACUAUUGUUAGUUGAAUAUUAAAUCCUUAUCCGUUUUUGGUAUUCAGACUCGUGCAUCAAAUAAUCUUAAACUUAUUUUUAACUGUGAUAGGAGAUGGUUUUUCAUAGACCUAUUAAUAUUGCUCCUUAAUUACAUUUGAUCUAGUGCAGUUGGGUAAUCUCGAUCAAGUAAUUUUGAUAAGGCGAAAGUGUAAUUGCUUAGUCAAACCGAUUUUGUGCCAUCUAACUUUCACUUAAGAUAGGAGCUCUAAUAAAUGACGGUAGGUUGUCUUUCUGGGACUUUUAGGAGAAAUUGACCCACAUUAACGUUUUGGUUGGAGAAAACAUUUAAAAUCCAGCACAGCCGUGAUGAACAGCGUUGCAAAAGUUCAUACCGUUUACUAGUUUUGAAUAAUGCUUGUUAAGACCGUCUGAGGAUGAAAUUCUCAACCUUGCGAGUUUAUAGAUAUUAUUAUUCCAUAUGUAAACAAUCAACGCAUUUUAUAAGUAAUUCAAGUGCAAUUUGAACUUUUAACUGAAUAAAAACAGUACUUUCCAAAACGUAAUGAUUGUUUACUCUUAUCAGACAGAAAAAAAUAAACUGUUAUGAUAUUCAGAAGUGUGAGAAAUAUUCACGAUUUUUCAAAGAUAUGUGUACAGACACUGAUUAAGUAUUUUUUUCAACGAUUUUAAUGCAAUAAAAAUCAGAUUUUUACAUACAAAUCUUGUCCUUUAAAUGUUGUAUUUGAUUUGCCUAUUUUUCAAAUAUUAUUAUUAAUAUAAAUACAGAUACUGAUUAUGUAUUUUUUUAGAGAUUUUAAUGCAAUAAAAAUCAGAUUUUUACAUACAAAUGUUGUCCUUUAAAUGUUGCAUUUGAUUUGCCUG
Molecule: messenger RNA, 2152 nt
Organism: Argiope bruennichi
Lineage: Eukaryota; Metazoa; Arthropoda; Arachnida; Araneae; Araneidae
Exons: 2
Coding region: 1-1053 (350 amino acids)
Source: RefSeq, a predicted model, not a curated record